AUGUUUCGAGUGAGCAAUUUCGUUGUGGGUCUAGCCAACACGCUAGUGAUGUUAGUGGGCGCAUCAGCCAUUGGUUACUCGAUCUACAUGUUCGCUCAUCAAGGCGUGACCGAUUGUGAGUCAGCGAUCCGUGCACCACUCCUCACGACCGGACUCAUUCUCUUCGUGGUGUCGUUGGUCGGAGUGAUAGGAUCUUGUUUCAAGGAGAAUUUCGCCAUGGUUUCGUACUUGAUCAUAUUGUUUGCAGGCAUUUUUGCGCUUAUUGGUUUCUCGAUAUUCCUCUUCUUUGUGACCAACAAAGGAGCCGGUCGUGUGGUCUCCGGUCGAGGGUAUAAAGAGUAUCGGACGGUUGAUUUCUCGACUUGGCUUAACGGUUUUGUUGGUGGGAAGAGAUGGGUUGGGAUUAGAUCUUGUUUGGCCGAGGCUAAAGUUUGUGAUGAUCUCAGUGAUGGUCGUGUUAGUCAGAUCGCCGAUGCGUUUUAUCACAAGAACUUGUCCCCAAUCCAGUCGGGAUGUUGUAAGCCACCGUCAGAUUGCAACUUCGUGUUCAGAAACGCGACGUUUUGGAUACCGCCGGCCAAAAACGAAACGGCGGUUGGGGCCAACAAUGGCGAUUGCGGUACGUGGAGCAAUGUGCAAACGGAGUUGUGUUUCAACUGCAACGCGUGCAAAGCCGGAGUGUUAGCGAACAUAAGAGAGAAGUGGAGGAAUCUUCUAGUUUUCAACGCGUGUCUCAUCCUCCUCCUCAUCACCGUCUAUUCCUGCGGUUGCUGUGCUCGUCGUAACAAUCGGACGGCUAUGAAAAGUGACUGUGCCUGA
Microthlaspi erraticum is the source of this 819-nucleotide messenger RNA. NCBI's taxonomy places the organism in Eukaryota, Viridiplantae, Streptophyta, Magnoliopsida, Brassicales, Brassicaceae. The record is from the annotation of a GenBank genome assembly.